UGAGAUCAAACACCUUGCUGCUCAACCACACCUGAUCUGCGCGUCUGCUUGUGUGUCUUAAUUUGUAUCACCGAUCCAAGGGCGAUUAGGUAGGAGUGGUGGAGAUCGAUCGAUGAUGGCGCGAGAGCUGAGCAGCGAGGAGGAGACGGCGGACCUCCGGCGAGGGCCGUGGACGGUGGAGGAGGACCUGCUGCUGGCCAACUACAUCGCCCUGCACGGCGAGGGACGCUGGAACGCGCUCGCGCGCUGCGCCGGGCUGAAGCGGACGGGGAAGAGCUGCCGGCUGCGGUGGCUGAACUACCUCCGGCCGGACGUGCGGCGGGGGAACAUGACGGCGGAGGAGCAGCUGCUGAUCCUGGAGCUGCACGGGAGGUGGGGGAACAGGUGGAGCAAGAUCGCGCAGCACCUCCCCGGCCGCACCGACAACGAGAUCAAGAACUACUGGCGGACCCGCGUCCAGAAGCACGCCAAGCACCUCAACUGCGACGUCAACUCCCAGCAGUUCAAGGACCUCAUGCGCUACCUCUGGAUGCCCCGCCUCCUCGAGCGCAUCCACCGCUCCAACUCCAACUCCGAUUCCACUUCCGAUUCCAAUUCCAACUCCGCCGUCUCCUCCCCCGUCGUCGACGACGCGCCCCUGCCGCAGCUGGCCGCCAACGCUGCCGCCAUGUCGUGGCACCAACAGCAGCAACCACCACCACCACCACUCAUGAGCAUGCCGCCGCCGCCGCCGCUGCCGGCCGCCGCGUCGUCGCAGCUUGAUCAUCAGCUCUGGUCCGAGUCGUCGUCGCUGCUGCCGGGUCUCGCGGGGCUGUACGACGAGGUGGCGCUGCCGGACUUUGACGCCAUGUGGGGCGCCAGCGCCAGCUACGGCGAAGACGACCCAUGGUACACGCAGAUGCUGCAGGGAGGAGUCUUGUGAUCAGCUGAAACCACCAUUGACCAACCUCCACUCCAGCUACGUGGACUUCACUGGGCUAGAAGAAGGAGAUGCCUAUCAAUUAAUUAUUGGGAGGCUUAAUGAAUCAAUCCAGAUAGAUUAAUUAACCUCCCAAUAAUUUCAUCUCCAGUUCUUGCCCAUCGAUCAUCCUUUGUCUCAACAACAGUACAGUGUACUACAUACAAUCUAGAUUGCCAAUUUCUUCGCAUGCAUGCAGUAAUUAAUUAGGCUACAGUAGUUUGCCAGUUUAAUUUACUCCUCCAUGACGAUCAGAUAUGGAUCAUGGAUUGGUGGGGUAAAUUAAGUAAAUUACAGAGCUACUCAACAAAAAUUAGUGUACGGAUGUGGUUAGUAAAUUGGUUGGUUCUCUUUCACUUGCUAGAUUAUACUCCUUGAAGAAUUUAUUUCAACAUUCUUGCAAAUUACAAAUAUAUACUCGCCGGCGGAUGAAGUAAUUAAUUACUCGGAUUGGUUUAAUUUGUUUGUGAUAAUGUAUAGCAGGCUAGCUUAAGGAGCUAGCUCGUUGAUGUAAGUAGCUUCAUUUGAUGACGAUGAUGAUGAUGAU
Messenger RNA from Oryza brachyantha (malo sina), 1505 nucleotides. RefSeq names its product transcription factor MYB2-like. Gene Ontology annotation, biological process: regulation of DNA-templated transcription. The transcript has 2 exons. Bases 113 to 922 code for a protein of 269 amino acids. Gene Ontology annotation, molecular function: sequence-specific DNA binding; DNA-binding transcription factor activity. NCBI's taxonomy places the organism in Eukaryota, Viridiplantae, Streptophyta, Magnoliopsida, Poales, Poaceae. The record is from RefSeq and is a predicted model, not a curated record. Gene Ontology annotation, cellular component: nucleus.